This is a messenger RNA of Bufo gargarizans (Asiatic toad), 2870 nucleotides long. It is a transcript of the gene TNFSF11, whose product is annotated as TNF superfamily member 11. Gene Ontology annotation, biological process: immune response. Gene Ontology annotation, cellular component: membrane. Gene Ontology annotation, molecular function: tumor necrosis factor receptor binding. NCBI's taxonomy places the organism in Eukaryota, Metazoa, Chordata, Amphibia, Anura, Bufonidae. Bases 81 to 959 code for a protein of 292 amino acids. The transcript has 5 exons. The record is from RefSeq and is a predicted model, not a curated record.
CGGGCGCUGCUCUGCUCAUCUGGUGACAGUUCUCCCCGCUGUGCGGUUGUGGUGCGGCUUCUCCGGUGAACGCUGCGGGGAUGAGCCCCGGCGGAUACCUGCGGGGGACAGUGGACCUUGCGGGUCCCCCGGAGAUCCGUGACAGAGCGCACCCAUUUCCCAGAUCUGUCUUCAUCGCGCUCCUUUUUCUGGGGCUGCUCCAGGUUGGCUGCACCUUGGGCUUGUUCUUCUACGUUAAGGCACAGGUGGAGCCAAACUGUAUGACUAAGAAAGAACUUGAGUGUUGGAAGUCUAUUCUGAAGAUGAGAGAAGCACCUCCUACUAUGGAUACAUUUGGUAGAGAAGAAGGAAUUGAAUGUGAAGGAAUACAGCUGGCUUUUAAUGGGGCAGUAGAAAAGGCAUUACAAGGACUAAUUUCACAAAAGCAGCUUCAUAUAGGAAAUGAUAUAAUGCAGGAUCCAAUCUUGUCAAGAAGCCAUAAUUACCAGACGUGGCCAGCUGCACAUCUUACAUUAGGUAGCAGUACUGCAGGAGACAGUGCCAUAGUGCACUUGAGAUCUUGGAAUCAUAAAGAAGGUUGGGCCAAUAUACAAAAUAUGAGCUACAACAAUGGAACAUUGAAAGUCCUGCAAGAUGGAUUUUAUUUUGUGUAUGCUAAUAUUUGCUUUAGAAAUCAUAAGAUGGCGCAGAAGCUCCCAGAGAAGACUUUGCAGCUCAUGCUUUAUGUAUGUAAAUCAAAUAAGAGUGGACUACCUCCUGAAUACUUACUGAAGGGUGGGAGCACUGCAAUGUGGUCUAAUGAUUCAGUGUACAACUUCUACUCUGUCUACCAAGGAGGUAUUUUCAGAUUGCUUGCUGGAGAGGAAAUAUUUAUCAAGGCUUCAAAUGCGGCACUAUUGGACCCCGCACAAGAAGCAACCUAUUUUGGAGCCUUCAAGGUCCUUGAUAUUCACCUGUAAUGUUUUUGUCUUUAUUGGCAGCUGGUUAAUCUUAAUGUUUUUACCUACAGUGUUUGACAUUUUUGGCAUCCAGGUACUGUAAACCCGUGUUGUUUUUUAAAUAUGUGUCGUUAUUACUUGUGUAUAUCAUACAGUGCCUUAUUUAUAUAUCACCUAGUUGAGUACAAUGUCAUAAACAUUUAAUACUUCCAGGAGCAAUAUAAGAACACAGGUGAUUCUUUUUCAUGCUGGCAUGACAUGCAUCUUUAUUAUUUAAUUUUUCUUUACUAGGUGUCUACAGUGUUUAUCCAGUAGAGUCUUGUGUUGCUGAAUUCAUCAUGUUUUAUCUACUAAUAUAAAUUAUGUAAUUUUAUUUUAUUCGUAAUGCCUCUAUAUAAUGGGUACCAGGAAUGAAUGACUUUAGCAAUAUACAUAUUACUUAGUAACACUGUUUCAGUGGCUAUGUCUUUUGUUUCUCACGCUGUGCCUUAUCAUGGCUUUCUAUGGUCAAUAGUAAAAUAUUUUAGGUUGGUGCUAGAAGAAAGAGGGGGUUACAUCCUAGGUUAACGAUAAAAAUAAAAAUAAAUUGUUGAACUAGCUACAGUACCUGAGAGAAUCAAGAACUAGAUCAAAUUGUCCAUACGCCAAAAAUACUAUUUUUUAUAGUAUAAAAACAGCAAUAAAAGGACUUUUACUUACCUGUAUGUAUCCACUUCAGAGUUGUGUAAGUGCAUAUUCUGAUUCACAGUGCCUUGAAAAAGUAUUCAUACCCCUUGAACUUUUUGACGUUACACCCACAAAUUUAAAUGUAUUUUUUUGGGUACAAGACUAACACAAAGUAGCAAGUAUAUGUGGAGGGAAAAGAAAAUGUGUGGCGUGCAUUCAGCCCCUGAGUCAAUACUUUGUAGGACCACCUUUCCUGCAAUUACAGCUUCAAGUCUUUUGAGGUAUGUCUCCACCAGCUUUUCACAUCUAGAGGCUGAAGUUUUUGCCCAUUCUCCUUUGCAAAAUAGCUCAAGCGCAGUCAGAUUGGAUGGACAACGUCUGUGAAUGGCAAUUUUCAAGUCUUGCCUUAGAAUCUCAAUGAGAUUUAGGUCUGGAUUUUGACUAGGCCAUUCUAACACAUGAAUAGGCUUUGAUCUAAACCGUUCAUUGUAGCUCUGGCUGUAUGUUUAGGGUCGUUGUCCUGCCGGAAGGUGAACCUCCGCUCAAGUCUCAAGUCUUUUGCAGCCUCUACCAGGUUUUCCUCUAGAAAUGCCUUCCAACAAUUUUCUCAUCAACAUUUAGGUUUGUGGGUUUAACAUGAAACAAUGUGGAAAAGGGGUAUGAAUACUUUUUAAGGCACUGUACAUACAGAACAUGUGUUUUUUUGGGGGGAUAAUAUUGAUCAGUGGCAUACAUAGAGAAUAAGCAAAGAUAACAUUAGGAUCUUUCAGGUGCUGCUUAAAGGGAGUCUGUCAGCUCCAAAACACCACACGAACUAGAUUAACAGGUGUAUAGUGUAUGUGGUGCUAAAUCCUAUUAUGUCAUUUUUCUCUUUACUCUCGCUUGCAUUCUGACUCUGUGCAGCAACAGACCAUUAGUAAAAAAGGCUCUGCUUGGUAUUGCAGCUCAGCCCCAUUCACUUAAAGGAAACCUGUCAUGUGGGUAUUUGAUUAUAAUAUAACUCAUUAUAUACAAUCAUUAACUAUUAAAAAGUACCUUAGAUUUAUUCACUUACUGGUGUGACAGAUGGUUAGCCUCAUAAUAUACUCACAAAGAUGCCACAUGCCACUUGCUAAUGAGCUGAUUUGAGUCCAGCGUGACGCCUAACUUUGAUAUGAUUCCAUCGUUUUUUCUAUUCAGUGCUGUAGCCACUCCCCUAUUCACUUGUUCAGAAUCUCAAAAUCCCGCGCAUGCGCGCUGUCUGACCAGUGUAUUGACGCACAUACA